GACAGCCUUCCCAACUUAUGUUGUCCUUAUGCUGUGCGGCGUCUACUGUCCUUUCAGAACAGAGGGCUCUGAUUGGCUGCUAUGCACCAAUCCUUCUGAAAGCCGGGCUGCGAUUGGCUGUGUUGCGGAGAGGAAGGAGGAGGAAGUGGCUGAUGUUGUCCAUGGCGGAAGGUAAGAGGGCUGGAACUCGGGCAUAUGGUGUGAAGUCUUAUGAUGAAACAUGAACAGGUUGGGAAAUAUAGCCUGGAGCCUGACACCCUCUCGGUAAGAGGCAUAGCAGGGCAUCUCUAUGGUCCAACCACCUGUUCAGUAAUGAUCGGAGAGCCUAAUGUAGGGAGCCCAGAUUCCCUCUAUAUAGAGGGCACCAACUAAAUACCCCGAUUCCCUAUAUAGAGGGCACCAACUAAAUACCCCGAUUCCCUAUAGAGAGGGCACCAACUAAAUACCCCGAUUCCCUAUAUAGAGGGCACCAACUAAAUACCCCGAUUCCCUAUAGAGAGGGCACCAACUAAAUACCCCGAUUCCCUAUAGAGAGGGCACCAACUAAAUACCCCGAUUCCCUAUAUAGAGGGCACCAACUAAAUACCCCGAUUCCCUAUAUAUAGAGGGCACCAACUAAAUACCCCGAUUCCCCUAUAUAGAGGGCACCAACUAAAUACCCCGAUUCCCUAUAUAUAGAGGGCACCAACUAAAUACCCCGAUUCCCUAUAGAGAGGGCACCAACUAAAUACCCAGAUUCCCUAUAGAGAGGGCACCAACUAAAUACCCCGAUUCCCCUAUAUAGAGAAGGCACCAACUAAAUACCCCGAUUCCCUAUAGAGAGCACCAACUAAAUACCCCAAUUCCCUAUAGAGAGGGCACCAACUAAAUACCCCGAUUCCCUAUAUAGAGGGCACCAACUAAAUACCCCGAUUCCCUAUAGAGAGGGCACUUAUUAAAUACCCCGAUUCCCUAUAUAGAGGGCACUAAUUAAAUACCCCGAUUCCCUUAUAUAGAGGGCACUAAUUAAAUACCCUGAUUCCCCUAUAUAGAGGGCACUAAUUAAAUACCCCGAUUCCCCUAUAUAGAGGGCACUAAUUAAAUACCCCGAUUCCCUUAUAUAGAGGGCACUAAUUAAAUACCCUGAUUCCCCUAUAUAGAGGGCACUAAUUAAAUACCCCGAUUCCCCUAUAUAGAGGGCACUAAUUAAAUACCCUGAUUCCCUUAUAUAGAGGGCACUAAUUAAAUACCCUGAUUCCCCUAUAUAGAGGGCACUAAUUAAAUACCCCGAUUCCCCUAUAUAGAGGGCACUAAUUAAAUACCCUGAUUCCCCUAUAUAGAGGGCACUAAUUAAAUACCCCGAUUCCCCUAUAUAGAGGGCACUAGAGGGGCACUAAUUAAAUACCCUGAUUCCCCUAUAUAGAGGGCACUAAUUAAAUACCCCGAUUCCCCUAUAUAGAGGGCACUAAUUAAAUACCCUGAUUCCCCUAUAUAGAGGGCACUAAUUAAAUACCCUGAUUCCCCUAUAUAGAGGGCACCAACUAAAUACCCCGGUUCCCUAUAGAGAGGGCACCAACUAAAUACCCCGAUUCCAUAUAGAGAGGGCACCAACUAAAUACCCUGAUUUCCUAUAGAGAGGGCACUAAUUAAAUACCCCGAUUCCCUAUAUAGAAGGCACUAAUUAAAUACCCCGAUUCCCUAUUUGGAGUGAACUAAUUAAAUACCCCAAUUCCCUAUAUUGAGGGCACUAAUUAAAUUCCCCGAUUCCCUAUUUUGAGGGCACUAAUUAAAUACCCAGAUUCUCUAUAUGGAGGGCACUAGUUAAAAACCCAGAUUCUGUAUAUGGCGGGCACCAGUACCCAGAUUCUGUAUAUGGCAGGCACCAGUACCCAGAUUCUCUAUAUGGCGGGCACUAAUUAAAUACCCAGUCUCUCUUUGUAGAGGGCACUAGUUAAUUAAGCAGAUUCUUUAUGUAGAGAGAACUAGUUAAAUACCCAGAUCCGCAGGCUCAUUCUUUAUGAAAACUAGUUCACUGAUCAUUUUUAUUUUAAAUAGAUGUGCUAAUUUUUAAAGGCAAAGCACUGAUAUAUAUAUAUUCUAAUAUAAUUUCCCAAUGUACAGCGCUACGGAAUGUGAUGGCGCUAUAUAAAUAAUAUAGAGAUGGAUGGAUGUAUGUGUAUAUGUGUAUAUAUAUAUAUAUAUAUAUAUAUAUAUAUAUAUAAUACUUUUUAUAUAUGAUUCAUAUAAUAGAAAGAGAGUUCCCUAAUGUCAGGUCCUAAAAGCCAAAAUAACAGAAUUGGAAACAGUUGACUUUGUGAAUUUAUUUUGAAUACAAGAGAAACAAGAAUGUGUUUCAUUCAUUUGCUUUUAGAUGGCACUACCUUGUUACAGAGCAUCUGCAAUCCUCAUAUAUGCCCUAUUUUGGGUUCAUCCGUUUGUGCAAUUGUUUUGGGGAGUUUUGCCUUUAAGCUGGAAGGUUAUACUCGAAACACCAUUUUAUCUUAAUGUCGCUGCGAUCUGGCAAUUUAACACUUUGUCGUUUCAGAAAAACUGUUGUGUUUAUAUUUUAUAUAUACAGCCACUAGAUUAGCAGUAGGCAACAUUUAGCACUCCAGAUGUUGUGGACUAUAUCUCCCAUAAUAUGCAUAACUCACAACAUUUAAAGUGCUGAAGGAUACCUACCCCUGCUCUAGAGGCUCUUCCUAUUUAAGAUCUUUACAUUUGACAUCAUCAUCGUAUUUAGAGUUACUGAAAGGGAAGCAUUCAGUUGGUUGAAUACAGAAAAUUACUUGCAUGCUCUAUUUGCACCCAAUUUCUCUAUAAGAAACAUUGUAUUGGAUCAUCUGUCUGGCUGUUUGUCAGAUUCUGUCCUGGCAUGGGAUUACAGAUGAGUUUUCAUUUUUUUUUUUUUUUUUUUAAAAAGAAGGGACUUGAAAUCUAAACAACAAAAAGAAAAUAUACGCUUUACGUUUGAGAAGCUUGUUGUUCCAAAAUUCUGUUAGUCCAAUAAAAAGUUGCAAGCUAUUAAUUUCAUCGGUUAUAAAUACUCUAUGUAUGUGUGUGUGUGUGUGUGUGUAUAUAUAUAUAUAUAUAUGAAUAGACCGACUUUCAGAUGAUUUUGACAUUUAUUAUGGCUGAUAUUCUGCAUUUUAUGAUAAUCCAUAUCAGUCUUGUAAUUUACCAGUAUUAAGAUAACUCACCUCUUCCAAUCACCACACGUAGUCUUCAGCAUCCGGAAAAACUCCAGCCGCCAGUCAGUGAGGCGCCACUUUGUGACCUCAUGUCUUGUGCAGCUUAGCUGAAAGCAGCGAGAUCUGGCAGUGAAUAAUCUACCGUUAAAAACUGGGCUGAAAGUGAUAGGAGUCUGAUCGCGGUGAGCACACUCCUAUCAGUAACCGUACUGGACAUGCUAGGAUCUCCAUGAUCCCAGCACAGGCUGCAUGAUAGUGAUAUGGGUGUGUUUGCUGCCAGCAUGUUCAGUUAAUGCCAGAUUUAUGUAGAAAUUGUGUAGCUUUUUCAAAACUUUAAAUGUACAGAAUAUCAGCACUGGUUAUUGAAGCGCAAGGUUUAUUACUGUGUUCUUGUUUGAAUAACUGACCAUUCCCACAGUAUUAAAUAACCCUGUAUGGUGUAAUUGUGUGGAAGCAUGUCCUAGAUGGUGUGUAUGUGUUUUCCCCUUAUCUGGAUACGUGGAAUACGAAACAUAGUUAAGGUGGAGUAAGAUGUGACUUUUUUUUCCCAUAUGUAGAUUAAGUCAUGGAAGAGUUGAACAUGGAUGACUUGAAUCUUCAUUACCGAUUUUUAAAUUGGAGAAGACGUAUUCGUGAGAUCCGUGAGGUGCGAGCAGUACGAUAUCAGGAGAGAGCCAAACACAUUGUCGUAGACGGGGAUACUCUAAGGUGGGGAGAAGCCAUGUUCCGUUAACACUGCUGUCAUCUAAAUUGUAUUACAUUUUUGUUGGUUAUCUGCUGCUAAAAAAAAAAGGUUCAAGGGAGUAAGUAGUAAAGUACCACAGUUUAAUUUGUUAUUCUUAUGUGGAGAUUGGAUUGGCCUUCCAAAUAUCCUAAUUUAGAAAGGCUUCACUUCAUAUCUUUCUUCAUUAAUAAACUAUUGGCAAGCAACACUUCUAUGAAAUAUUUUGUUGUUGGCUGUGUUUGUUUUCCAUAUUUCCUUGUUAUUUACUGAAUCUUUAUUUAAUAAUGAGUAACAUUGUAAAAUAUGUAGAAAAUUCAUAGGUAAACCAUGUGCUGACCUUUACCAAGUACGUAUGUGACUAAUUUUUCAAACAAUUAUGUUUCAAUGUUGUGAUGACUGUAUUUGUAUUUUACAGUCUCAAAGUAAACCAGGAGUUAGUCAUCAUGAGCAAUAAAGUAGGUUAGGCAAAUAAAUCAAAAUGGAGCUUCUGAAAAAGCAUUGUGGAUAGCUUAUGUGUUUUUCUUUUUAUUGCCACUGAAUUAUUCAAACAUAAGAUUUUUUUUUUUUUUUUUUUUGUGUCGAAGCUGUGGCCUAUCUUGAUUAGGAAUCACAAUUAAUUUUCCUAGCACUUGACCUAAAGUUCUGUAACAAACUGGAACAAUAUUGAACUUGGUAGAUUUCUUAGAAAUCUUUGUAGCAACUGCAUUCUUUGUUAAAUUCAUUUCCCUACAGUCAAGGGGGGUAAUAACACAGCGUGUUUUUUUUUGUUUUUUUUAUUAUAUAUAAAAUGUAUACUUUAUGUGGCUAUGUGUUCGUGCAAUCUAUUCUUCCAUGAUCAUAAUCUGAGUUUUCUGGGUUAUAUUUUCUUCUGAUUUGGUUUUAAAUGUUGCUGAGUGUGGAAUAUCUUUCUCUCUUCUUUUUUUUUUUUUUUUUUUUCCUUUUUUUUUUUUCCUUUUCUUUUUUUUUUUCUCCUCUUUCCUAGCUAUGUAUAAACAUAUUUUUCUUGGUUUUGUGGUGUGUGUGUGUGUUUUUUUUUUUGUUUUUUUUUUUCUUUAUUUUUUUUCUUGUACAGUACUGUUGGAGAUACCCCCUGUGUAAGUAUGUAAACAAAGUGACUUAAAGGACCACUAUAGUGCCAGGAAAACAAACUCCUUUUCCUGGCACUAUAUUGUCUUCGGGUCCCUCCCACCCUCAGGGUCCCCCUCCCACCUGGCUGAAGCCACUAGAGGCUGGAUAAACCCUAAUGUAAACAUAGCAGUUUCUCUGAAACUGCUAUGUUUACAGCUGCAGGGUUAACCCUAGAGGGACCUGGCACUCAGACCACUUCAUUGAGCCAAAGUGGUCUGGGUGCCUAUUGUGGUCCUUUAACUCUUAAAUAACCAAGCAUUGGGCAGUGAGACUGCAGGGGUUUUAUCUAUACACCAAAACUGUUUCAUUAUGCUAAAGUUGUUUUGGUGACUAUAGUUUCCCUUUUCUUUUUGUGCUUAAUAAAGUUGUUUGUAUUUAACAAGCUAAAGUUUUAGCCAAUACAAGCGGGGCGGAUAAUAAAAUAAAAUUAGUCAAUCAUAUUUUGUAUUUGGAAGAAGUAAUUUAUCCUUGCUUAUUACCAGGGCUUAACUUUUAAAGUCCCUAAAUGUUGCUCUCAUUCGAUUACAGACUCACUAGGGGUGAAUUUCUACUUGGCAUGGCUACAUUUUUACUCGCCAAUGGCUAGUGGCAAGCUGAAAUUUUGAGCACUGCAGUUUACUAUAUUUUAUGAAGAAGGCACACCUAGACAUCUUUUUAGAGCAAGCUGUUUGUCAAAUGAGCAGUUUUUUAAUUGUUUGAACUAUGGUAACAUCCAGAUAAACCAAUGGGCGCAGCUACAAAAGAUAAUGAAGUGGUGUGUACUAAGGUUUCAUAACACAGGCAGCAUGCAAUUAAAUGUCAUUAUUAUAAAAAUAAUAGUUUGCACGCCUUGUGGGGUAUACAAACCUGUAAACUCGUUCUGUUUCUAUCCACAUUAGGUUGCAUUUUGAACUGUAUGUAAAAAUCACACAAUGUGUGUUCAUUUCCCUCCUAUGACAAGAAGGUUUUUUUAUUCCUAGUCUUUACCUAAUUUUAAUUUCGGUCUACACCAAUUAAAGAAUUGCGUACAGUCUUACUAUUCUGUUUAUUGGGUGCUAUGUAAGGGCAGGAGCAUUUGUAUUUGGUAUCCUGUUCUAUUUCAAGGCAACUCAAUACCUCUUUUAAAACACAAAGAAAAACAAUUACUGUAAUGGUAUGUGGGUUUUUUCAUGAGAAUUUUUUAUUUUUAUUAUUUAUUUAUAAAAUUUUGCAUCUGAGAGAAAAUCCAUACUGCUUUCGAAGUGAUAUGUCAUCUCAGCUUGUCAAACAGGCUUCUAAGUAAUAGGCAUGGAUUGAGUUGCUCUUGGGUUAAUUGCUGAUCUCUUGUGAGUUUGUUACAUGUAAGCGUGACCACUUGCUAACACUUUAGAGCCGGUUUUCUCAUUGUCACUUUUUUAAUAAUUCCCAGUAUUUCAAAAUUCUUAGAUUAUGCUUUAGCUCCCCAGCUAACCAUUUCAGAUGCUGCCAAAUGGCACCUAUACAAAUGUCAUUUUAACGGCUCCUGGAGUCUUUGUUUUGUUUGUGAGUUCUUCUCCCUCAAUAUAACAAUGAUGUGUUUUAGUUAUGAUAUGAUAUGAUAUUAAAAAUAAAUAUUAUUAACUGCAGCUGUGAUGAGCAUUAGUAUGAUUACAUACAUGUAAAAAUUAAUUUGAAAGUCCUAGUGGCAGGAAAAGGGAAACCCAUAGCAUUUAUUAAUUUAUCUGAACCACGCUUUGAAACUGGUAAAUGUGGGGGAAAAAAAAUAUAAAUAUAAAUAUAUAUAUAUAUUUUAUAGCAUUAUUAGAGAUGCCUGUUAUGCAGUGUAGAUACCCCACUCCCUCUAGCAUGUAAGCUCAUUGAGCAGGGUCCUCAACCCCUCUGUUCCUGUGCGUCCAUUUGUCUGGUUACAAUUACGUGUCUGUUAGUCCACCCAUUGUACAGUAGUACGGAAUUUGCUGGUGCUAUAUAAAUAAUAAAAUAAUUCUAAUAGAUGCAUGAGUUGGAAAAAUAUUUGCAGUUCUCCUAACUUGACCCACACAAUAUACAAAAAUCUGUGUUAACAUGAUGUUAAAGAUGUAGGUAGGUACACAUCACUUGCAUAAUGUGAAAUACGCUCAUUUUUUAAAUAAUCUGUUUCUAUUUUACACUCUCCUCAGCUACCACGGGAAUUCCGGAGAAGUUGGUUGCUACGUUGCUCCGCGACCACUAAGCAAAGACAAUAACUACUUUGAGGUGAGCCUUUCUAUGGCACAACGUCUACUAAUCUUAGUAAUUAUUUUAUCAUGAAUUUUCUAAUAAAGGGAACUUUUCUCUUGAGCUUGUUUUGUUUUUUUCCCACCACCUUCACCCUGAUUUCUUGGCAAUUUGAUUAAUAUUACUUCUCUAAUAAAUGUAUUGUAAUGCAUGUGUAAGUAUGGGAAGACAUAGACCUCUGGAAGAUCGGUUUCAUGGUUAAUACGAUUGGGAGAUUCUUGUGCAUGUAACCUUCAUUUAUCUAAUUCCAAUGUGCACCACUUGAGACAAACCUGGUGAUACGGAUAUUGGCAGGUUUACAAUCUUGAAAAGAUUGCUAAACGUCAAUAGCCUUUGGAAAAGUCAUACAUAUCACAAAAAAUAUCAUAAGUAUAAGUAAAUAAAGUACUAAUAGGAAUAAUACGCUUAUCUAGAGAGUUCAUAGUUAUUAAAAUAUUCACAGAUAAUAGGUCAACUAGUAAAUUCACCAUGUUACACUGCUAACUGAUAUUCUUUUUACUCAAAGUUUAACAGAUGAAAAUACAGUAUUGCUAUUGGUUCAGUAGAAGAAAAUACAGAAUGGCUAUUGAUUCAGUUGCUUGAAGGAUUAUUCCAACCCAUUAUUUUUUUUCCUUCACUGAAUAAUGCCCUAUUGAGCAUUAUUCUUUAGGCUCCCACUCCAAACACAGCUUGGAAAAAAAAUAAUUUAUAUAUAUAUAUAUAUAUAUAUAUAUAUAUAUAUAUAUAUAUAUAUAUAUAUAUAUAUAUAUAUAUAUGAUUAACUUCCCUCAAUCCAGAGGAGACCCAGGCAAAGUGAUUUGACCAUUUAGGGCGGGAGAAAAAAAAAUUAGCAGGUGGAAUAGUAGGGAGGGAGGGUAGACACAAGCCGCCCUUUGCCUGCUCUGCCUGGAAAGGGAGACGCGUAGAACAUAUGUUACCAGCCUGCAUAGAUUUUACAUUCGGCAACCUGGAACACAGUUCACAUUGCAACUAGCUCCCGGCACACAACUUCAAAUAACUGUAGAUGUUAAGCCUUUCAAGCUGAAACACUGCACAUUCAGACUUCUUCCACCAUUACGUCUUCUAAAAGCAGAAGUGGUCAUAGUGGUUGGAGUUACCCUUUAAAUUUCACCAUUGUUCUGACUAGAAGUGUUUAAAGCAUUAUUAUUAAACUUUAGUGAUGUUUCAGAAUGGAUCCGUUGUGAUAUACAUUGUUCUGUGUUUGCUGAAGUAUUUUGAAGUUAUAUAAUCAGGUGAUACCUGCAAUUGUUAAUAGAUUUAAUUCUGUAGGCUUUUGUUGGAGAGGUGUGUAAAUUAAAAAAAAAAAAAAAACAUUUUUUUUAAUCUUUCACUAUUGUUACAGGUGUCUAUUGUGGACCGUGGUGUUCGUGGAACAAUUGCUGUGGGCUUAGUGCCUCAGUAUUACAGUCUGGAUCAUCAACCUGGAUGGCUGCCCGACUCCGUCGCUUACCAUGCGGAUGACGGCAAGUAAGUAUCAGACUGUAGCGUUGCAUCUCAGUUGUUUUGGUCUGUCUGUGUAACAAUUCUCUGCUCAAGAGUACUAUGUGAAUGCAAACAGAUGAGACAAAGCAUAAUCAAGGUCGUGUGUAGUGUCCGUAUAAUUAGUGUGUUCACACUGCAUGAUUAGUCCGGUAUUAAAAUAAUCCACAACUUGAAUCCCUGCUUAUGGAGCAUUUUUCCCUUUCCAGUCUAAGGUGACUCUGUCAUCAGAAAUUGGAUUUCGAUCAGCUUUAUUAGAUCUAUAUUAUUGACAUUGAUAUUUACCUAUCCAAUCUAUAGUAAAUGUAACUUUCAUCUUUUUAUAUUGGCGUCAUAUUGUACAUAUGAAUUCAGCUUGAUAAAUUUAGUUUAGAAUGUUCUACAAACUGAAAUAUAUUGCCAAUAGAAAAUUGCACACUUAACACUGACACAUCCUUAUUCUACGUGAAAUACCCCUGCAGUAAAAUAAAUACAUGCAGUGAUUCAUGCAACCCUAUUAACUAAAAGUGAGUUGGGGAGGACUCAUCUGUCUUUUUUCCACUUCAAGUGGGAUAUCUUAAAUUAAAGGAUACCGAGGAUUUCCAAAAUGUCUUUCCUGCGUCUUCAAAUACCCACAGUCUAUUACUAUAUUCCGUGGUUGAAGAUCUUGGCUUUGAUCAUCAACAACCAAAUAAAUGGCGUUCAAAACACAAUCCAAUAUAAAAAUGCGUUGUACAAAAAUCCAACCCAACACCUGCACAAAAUAUGCUGGCAAUUGUUAGUUUGUUAGGAGUGCAUGAUUGUGUUUGGAUGUUCUGCAGAUAUAUUUAUUUAUUUUUUCCACUUAACAAUUUUUAUUAGGGUCGCAUAUGUAGAUAGCAUAUGGAUUGUGGGAAUAUUUCAGGAGAUGCUCGUGGCUUUUAAAAUCCCUGGUUGGGGGAGGACAGGAAUGCACACUCUCUGUACUCUGGGUUAUGGAAGGGACUCUGGAAUGGGGUGUGUCUGAGUAAAAGCUUCUGAUUGGCUGUUGACAGUGCAGUAUAUAGGCAGCAUUUUCUUUAGAUUUAUGAUCAGUUAUCUUAAAAAGCCUCACAUAUUUAUGGGUUUGCUGACUGCAAGUAACUUCAAGAGAAAGUUCUUUUUUUUUUUUUUUCACUCGUUUUAUGAGAGUGUUUAAUGUGCAAUCUGAUUUCCUAUUUUAUUGGUGUUAUUUUUGUACCUUUUCUUUACUGCUGGGAUCAAGUCGGCUGACUAUAUGAGCGUUUUAAUUAUUUAUUUAUUUUUGUCCCAUUCGACCUUCUCUUGGGGAAUGAAUUGAUGUCUAAAUCUGCUCCAUAUCCUCUGCCAUAAUAUAGUUUAUUAUUAUUAUUAUUAUUAUUAUUAUUAUUAUUUAUACAGCGCUAAAGAGAAUUGUUUAUUUUAACCCCUCUUUAAUUUUAAGGAGAAAUUAUCCUGCUCAGAUAUCUAUUCGAUUGGGAAGUAGAAUAGUGCUAAUAACGUAAACACUUUUAGAAAAGAAGAAAAUUUUUUUAGAGACAAUUUCUACAUAUAUAAAAUAUAUAUCUAUAUAUUUGUGGGUUGUUUUUUUUUAAAGUUCAUUUUCUAGGUGAGCAGGGAACAAAGUAAAUGAGGAGAGCAGACACAAAAUACGAUUUUAUUAAUGAAAAAUAUUAGCCGCUGUUUAAAGGGGUACCAUACCCCAAGCUUUCUGUUUCUCUUUCUUUGGAAGUGGUUUGACAAAGUUAGGCACUGCACAGCAUCCAUACAUCGUCUUCACUCCAGCUGCCUUGAACAUUUAGCAUUUAAACUUCUGCAAUAUCGAUAUCCAUUCUGUCAAUCAUUAAAGGCAGGAUGUAUGACCGGAAUGGUUUCUCUUUCAGGCUGUACAAUGGACGAGCAAAGGGACGACAGUUUGGAACAAAGUGUAACUCAGGAGACCGUAUUGGUUGUGGCAUUGAACCCAGUUCAUUUCAUGUACAGACUGCUCAGAUUUUUUUCACCAAAAAUGGAAAGCGGGUACAAAACACUUUUUAAAACAUACUGGCUAAUCUUACCCUUUCCAAUUUACCCUUUCCCAUAAGUGACCAUCACUCAGUCACACACCAGUUUCAAUGUAGUGCUUCCACAUUGCAAUGUGUACCUUUGUCUCUCAUUGCAGGUUGGUAGCACUGUGAUGCCAUUGUCUCCUGAUGGUCUUUUCCCAGCAGUUGGAAUGCACUCACUUGGGGAAGAAGUGCGCCUUCAUUUAAAUGCUGAACUUGGUAGUGAGGACGAUGACAGUAUAAUGAUGGUGGACAGCUAUGAGGAUGAAUGGGGAAGGCUACAUGAUGUCAGAGUUUGUGGCACGGUAAGGUGAUGGAGGCCAUAUGUAAAGUGGUUAUAUGCUUAAAAUUUUUUUAUUUUUUUUAUUUUUUUUUAAACCAAUGGUCCUUUACAGGUAUGUUAUGCUAGCUAACGAGACACUCUAUGCACCAAAACAACUUUAGCGUAAAAAAAAACCAAAACAAACACUGGGCACCAUACCAGUUUGAUCUCAAUGAACAUGUUAUAUAGUGCCUGGAGGUCCUAUCUUAUAUUAAGGUAUUAAAUCAUUUAUAAACCGUUUUACUCCCAAAGUUGUGAAGACAAUGCUUGUUUGCUUAUCCUCAUUAUUAUUAUCGCCAUUUAUAUAGAGCCAGCAGAUUCUGUAACGCUUUACAAUAUUAUUAGAGGGGGGGGGAGAGUUUAACUAUAAAUAGGACAGUUACAAGAAAAAGUACCGGAACAAUAGGUUGAAGAUGGCAUUUAGUGAGGAAGCCUCUGACUAGGCAUAGCUGAGAGCAUCAGUCUCUUACCCCAUCACUAGCUCCUCAUUCACAAAACGGUGAGAAAGUUAUAUACAGCUAAGGCUCUGUCUAUCGGGGCACCUCGUCUGAGACUUCCUCAUUGAAUCCUCGGACCAUUAGUGAAAGCCAGGAGGAUAAGCAAACAGGUGCCAUCUUUACAACCUUGGCAAUGAAACAUUCAUAAAUAAUUAAGGUAAGAUGAUGCACGGGACUUACUGGCUCUGUAACAACUCUAUUGAGAUGAAAAUUCUGGUACACCGUCUGUUUAUUGAAUUGGUUUCGGUGUAUAGAUCAUUCUCCUGCAUUUCUUUGCUCUAUUCUGACAUUUAGAAGUAAUAUCCGUUUAUUUAUGUAGCUCUAUCCACACCUGACUAAGACUCACACAAACUCCCUUCGCACUUCCUAACAAAAUGUAAAGCGCUGCGGAAUAAGAUGCCGCUGUAUAAAUGCCAAUAAUCAUAAUAAGUGUCUACAGUUUGGUUUUAUUAGUGUCCCGUUAUUGCACAGUGUGUCGAUUUUUAGAUAAGACAUUCUAGAUUAAACACACUAUGCUGAUCUGCUUUAAAAUGGCACAAUUUCCCCUUCCCCCCCACACACACAUUGAUUAUGUGAGUCUAAACCAGUUGAAGUGUGGGUAGGGCUUUAUAAACAGAAACAAAGGUUAUUUAAAGUGACACUCCACUGCCCAAAUAAAACAAAAUCAUUGUCAAAUGCAUACAUACGUACAAUGAAAACAUGCAUUUAGUUAUGCAAUUUUUAUUGGGGGUAUAUUUUUUAAACUGCUUGCAAACUGUAGAUCUCUUGUCUAAAACCCUUACGACCCGUCUCAUUCUAACCUAGCAGGCACUGUGGGAUUGCAGAGGCAUGAUCUGCUUCAUUAAGCUAAAGUUGUUUUAGUGCCCAGCGUGUCCUUUUUAUAUUGUAUACAUUCAGUGGCCUUUUUAUUAGUUAUGCCUUUUCUAACAGCUUGACAGUAAAUUAUGUGUCUGCAACACAAUAUAUAAAGUUACAGCAAAAUAAUGGCUAAACUUUACAAUGCUCAAGGAGAUUGACUUAAGUACCUGCCCAUGGUGUGAUUUGAUGUUGGAUAGUGUCGUUUCCCGUAUGUAAAAAAAAAAAAAAAAAUUGUGUAAUUAGUCUCUUUCGAUAAACAAAAAUGUGUUUGUUCAUUUGGUGUUAAAGCUUUGUUAAAGGACCACUAUAGUGCCAGGAAAACAUACUCGUUUUCCUGGCACUAUAGUGCCCUGAGGGUGCACCCACACUCAGGGUCCCCCUCCCGCCCGGCUCUGGAAAGGGGUUUAAACUUACCUUUUUCCAGCGCUGGGCGGAGAGCUCUUCUCCUUCUCUCCUCCUCCGUUCCACCCCGUCGGCUGAAUGCACACGCGCGGCAAGCGCUGCGCGCACAUUCAGCCGGUCGCAUAGGAAAGCAUUUACAAUGCUUUCCUAUGGACACUGGCGUCUUCUCACUGUGAAAAAAAAUCACAGUGAGAAGUGCGGAAGCACCUCUAGCGGCUGUCAAUGAGAUUAACCGUAUUAUAAACAUAGCAGUUUCAUUUAUAGAAAAAAGGGUUAAACCUAGCUGGACCAGGCACCCAGACGACUUCAUUAAGCUGAAGUGGUCUGGGUUCCUAGAGUGGUCCUUUAAUGAAAGUGGCAAGUCUUGUAUAAGCUAAGAGGCGACAUAUAGUCUAUAUUCAGGUAUACAAUCAGAGCACAUUGUGUAUGUAACCUGUCCGUGAAUGGUCUACAACAAUGCUGGGUUCUACUCCUUUAUGCUAAAAACAGGAAGAUUAUGAUUCCACAAACUUGUAGACUAGAACCUUCUUCCAUAAAGCACAUGUUGUUAUUUCAAGCUGAUUCCAGGAAUAUUUGUUUCCUUCAGUGCCCUGCAUAGUCCCCAGCCCCAGAUUCCAGUCUUUUGGAGUUUGGCUGAACAUGAGCAGCAUGAAUAUGUGGCUGUCUAUAGGAACGGCUAUAUUGAGUGAGCAUGGAACAAAAUCUUCAAGGAACAUUCAUAGAACCUUGUAAAACUCACACAAUCCAGGCUGUUCUGAUUGGUGUGACUAAUACUGCAAUCGCUGAAUGCUACAUUCUACCACACUGUGCAUUGCUAUGUGCAAAGAGCAACGUGCUUGCCGAAUGCUUGGCCUGUGCUGGUGUACAUAGGAUUCUGCAUUGUGUGAGCAGUGGUUUAAAGACCACGAACAAACUUUCCUUGUAUAAAAUAGUUUAUUUUAAAAAGUACAAGAAUUAUUAAAUGUUAGCUGAUUAAUCAAUUCUAUUUCACACAUGGCGUUGACCUGUUCACAUCUUAACAACUCCCAUUUUGUUUCUGCGUUUAUUAACAAAUGUACAUGGACAUUAUAUUUGGUCAUUAAUGUCCACAGACUUAGAUCUGCAAAUUAAUCUGUGUUGUCCUUAUGGGUUGCACAUUAGACUCUCCCUUGCUGUAGGCUUGUUGGGUGUAACCAGGUGUCCAAAACCUGGGAGGGUUUAGGAGUGGCUCCUAGGUAUAUGCAUAACACCCCUUGUACUUGUAGCUCACCGUGCAUUUAUCAUAUUUUUAUCACUAUUCAUGUAUCUGAUCUUUCUGUUUAGCUCCUGGAGUAUGUUGGGAAGGGUAAAAGUAUAAUAGAUGUUGGCCUAGCCCAGGCUCGUCGCUCUCUAAGUACACGCAGUCACUACUUUGAAGUUGAAAUUGUGGAUCCCGGGGAGAAAUGUUAUAUUGCUUUGGGCCUUGCACGAAAGGUAAGAUUCCUAAUGGACGAGGACCACAUUGCUUCAUGUUUGCAGUGCCUAUGUGAUCAUUGUUCGAUGAAAUGUUUAUUCGUACCAUGACUAGUGGACAAAACCCAAAAUAAAUUCAGUAUUUCAUUUUAAGGUAUUUGAAGUAUUGGAAGAAAUGACUCCCAGGGAAAUUAUAAGCCAUCUUAUGUGAAUUCAAUAUAAAUCAACAUUUCUGUUUUUUCAUGUAGAGCUAAAGGGGAAAAAAAAAAAGACUAGUUUCGAUAAAUGAUAGGAAGAGAUGCACCAUUGCUUAGUGAUGUCAUACAAUGACUGGCUAAAUGCCUACCCGUUUUCUAACUUCUUUUAACUAAUAAUAAAUGUGUAUUUAUCCAUUGAUGAAGGUGUGUAUAUGGAGGUUUAGAUAGAAGUCUGGAAAUAAUGCAAUAAGUGUAGCAUUGUUAUCAGAGCAGGUCAUAUACCCAUUUAAUAUGUGGGGGGGGGAAAUUAUGAUGGCAGGGAUUAGAGAAGCUAUUAUUUAUUUAUAAAGCUUCAACAAAUUCCGCAGUGCUGUAUAAUAGGUGGGCUAACAAGUAGUUGCAAGGAGACAAUCUCAACAUACAGGAACAGAAUGUGCUGAGGGCCCUGCUCAGAUGAGUUUACAUUCUAAUCAGUUUAGCGAUUCUGCCAAUUUUCUCACCUUCUACCAUUUAUUUAUUUUUCCAACAUUAUCUGUAUGUAUGUCUUAACCAUUCAUUGCUUCCAUAGCUGUGUAGACCUCACUAGCUACAGUGGCAAAGUAUUCAAGACUUACAAACUUUUUUGGACCAAAGCACACAUACUAACUGAUAAAUAACAUUUAUUUUUAGGUUUAAGUAAUCCUUCUCCUUACAUCACCAAUUGCAUAUGUUCCUCUAAAGAAUUCUUCUUAACCCUCAUUCUUAAAGUUUAAUCAAGUUUGUGUGACAAACGCCACUUUCCACAGACGUUUGCAACGGACUCCUGGAGGAGUGUGGAAGCCGGCCUCCUAUACACAGACUAUGGGCCAGGUCAGCGACUGUAAAGACCCAUAUUUUAGUUCCCCUGGUUCAGCACUUUCCAUUCGUGCGCAUAGAACCGAACACUCACUCCCUGGCGGCCGAUCGAAUAGACUUCCCUUAGCCGCAAAUGCCUUGGAACUAUUUUUGUCAUGAAGACUUCGCGGGUCGCGAUCAGUCCCCAGCGGCACUUAGCCGCGAUUCUAUGGAACUAUUUUCGGGUUGGGAACCAUGUGGUUACCGGUCAAUUUGGUCCUGCGUUUUGGACCACUUUGAAAAUGGCCAGGAGAGCCCUUUUCGGAGGGAUGGUGCCGAGACUAAGGGGAACAAACCCUGCUUGCGAUGCAGGCGGAACAUCCUGUAGUUCCUCCUCUGGAGCCCCAAAAAGUUGACUGGGAAAAGCACCAAAUGCUCAGGAAUGGUUUUGGGCAUAGGACCACGUGUGCGGCCGGUCAGAACAUUGAAGCGGCACGGUCAUGCAGAACUUACCUUUCCCCAAUCGAUUCCUCUUCUCUCCCUCUGUCAGGAUCUGUUCUUCAUUUCUUCCUGUCUGAUCUAGAAAGGCCUAUUUGUCUAAUGGAGGUUUCCUACACCUGACUGGCAAUGAGCAGAGGAGCAAAGUUUGCUUAAUUUACGGUGGUCAGAGCAAUUUUCCCACAAUUCUUACUGUUCCCGUGAAGCCUCCUUUCACUUUUCCCGAACAUGCUGUCAAUUUAGACAGAACGUCGGAGAAACUACCGAAUUGCGUCCUAACAGAAUCAGAACAGUUUCUCCAUUCGUUUUAGGACGCAAUACGGGACUUUGUUUGUAUCGGAAUUUUAAUUCGAAUGAAUGAAACUCCGAUCCUAGUCGUGCCGCGGCUGCAUCUUGCAGCUGCUUAGUAGAUAGCUCCCUGAUAGCGUGGGAAUUAGGGAGCUAUAUACCAAAAGGCUGAAAGACCUAAAUUGGUCUUUCAGCCAAAAUUUACUAAUACUAAGUAAAGAUUACUUAGUAUUGGUAAAUUCGGCCCCUACUCGCUUUGCCGUGAGUAGGGGCAUGUCUACUAAACAUGUCUACUCCCCCAGCCCCCACUCUUGAGCGAUUGGGGGGGGGGGCCCCUAAAUUACAAUAAGGGGGGGACACCUAUUUUCCAACCACCAGAAAUGAAGCACAUUUUACUCCUCCGCUGGUCAGUGAUGGUCAGGCGUAGGAAACCUCCAUAAGACAAAUAGUCCUUACUUGUUUUAUUAUUUUAAAGAAAACUAGAGCAGACCAGAAGAAAUGAAGAACAGAUCCUGACAGAGGGAGAGAAGAGGAAUCGUUUGGAGAAAGGUAACACAUCUCAGAAAUACUAAAGCUCUUUGCGAACCAUUGGAAAGCUGCAAAUGGGUGUAAGCUCGCGACUCCAGCACAGAGACGUCAGUGAGAAGCCUCUGAUGUAUUCCCAGGCUGGGGAAAGAGGGCAGGGUUUUUUUUUUUUUGUAGAUCGCGUGUCUGCAGCAUAUACAAGCUGUGUGUUGUUGGUAUUUUUUUUUUUUUUUUUCUUCCACAAGAAAUCCUCCAUAUUUUCUUUGUGGGUAUAUCUACUAAACCAGAGGUAGGCAACCUUUGGCACUCCAGAUUAUGUGGACUACAUAUCCCUUAAUGCUCUUGCAACCAUAAAGAUGGCAAAAUAUCAGGAGUGCAGAACGUUGCCUACCUCUGUUCAAAACUGUAACUGUGAAGUAUGCCUUUUACGUUCCCUUGAUGGGUCAUUUUACAUUCUUCUGGCUUUAGGUAAUUCUAAUUAUGACUACAUUCAGAGACGUUCUCUAAAUAGUUACUAGUUUUAUUUAUCGUUCUGAGUGAUUGUAUUGAAGAAUGCAGCCUUAUAUCUGAAUACUUUGAUAUCAGCAUAUUUAUACAGAAUGUCCAUAUUAUAAUGGGCUAUUAGACUAGAAAGGGUGAAUGUACUCUGGUCCUUCAGCAUAGAAUGACAUUAGCACAAAUCUAGUAUUCCAGUAUGGAAGCAAUUAAUAUUGGCUGCACACCCAAAGCAGCAUUACAAAGACUGCUCUGUUAUGUGCUAAUCCAGUCUAGCAUUCCUGGGAGUGUGACUUUUAUUAGUCAUGUCGCACCUAUGAUGCAGUUACAUUGAUGUCACUAGUGGCAGUGUAUAUAUGGGGUGCAGCUUUGGGGAAGUGGGGAGGUUAAUUCAGCCAUGAUCAAAGUAGAACAAGUUUGGGCUGCCCAGAUUCUGUCCUCAAAAGAUUUAAAAAAAAAAAAACAAACAGAUUUUUACCAUAUUGAUUAGCAACAUCCGCUUUAUUUAAAAAAAAAAUAUAUAUAAAACAUUUUUUAUUAACUUAGGCAAAGCACAAUCUAUGAAUAAUUAUAUAUAACAUCUCCUUUUCUGCCUAACAUAACAAUAACAAAAACUUCAGUUUGGACAAACCUUACCUUGGGAAAUAUAAGUAAACAUUAAUAUUUCUGAGAAUUAUGUUUCCAUAAUGUAUACAGCUUGGCUAUCUUUGCCUAAAAUUAGCAUUUGACUGGGUGGCCAUCAUCUUGGUUUAUUUUGAAUAAAGCAUCAGCAGGAAAAAUAAUGAGGAGUUGGCCACUAACUGGAAUUUGUGUAGCAUAAUAUCAAAGGGAAUUGAUCAUUCUAUUAUUCAGGGAAAAUGUAUCAGUGUUUGACCCUGCAACUGUAAUAAUGUCAUUACCUGUUGUAAUGUUGUUUUUAUUUUAUUUUUUUUAAAUUUUUUUUCUUCUGCUUGCUUUCAGGAUUAUCCCAAAAACAGACACCCAGGCUGGAGUCGUGGAUCAGUCGCAUACCAUGCAGGUAUGGGGAAUUUAUGUGGUGGCAAUCCUGAGCAUUCCAUAAUAGAUCUUGGAUAUUUGUGUGUUCAGUGGUGCCUGCUGUAGAAACACAGGGACAGAGUUCUAUUUCAGUAUUUUGUUUUGGUUUGUUUAAAACUUACUGUAUAUUUAUGCUAAUAAUUGACAUAACCAUUGCUAGCCGUGGGUAAUUAAAGGAACACUAUAUCCUUAGGAAUACAAACUUGUCUUCCUAAUGCUUUAGUGUUACCCUACCUGCCAAGUUGUCACCUUUUAAAAUUGAACUUUACUUCCUCUAUGCGGUCACCCCACCUCUGUAUUAGGAUUGAUGAUAGGGAAGCAUUGGGAAGCUAGAGCUUAUAUUCGCAAAAUGCUGCACUGCAGCAAUCAAAUGCUCUCUAUCAGCAGCAUUAGUCUAACUCCCUUAUUGAGCAGAAGUGCCUGUGAGAUGAAGUGGGCACGGUGCCUUUAGUGAUCCUUUUUAAUGGGGCUCCAUGAGUUGUAAAAAUAAAAAGUUCAUGUUGAAACAUAUAUCGUGUACGUAUAUCUCUAGCACAUUCCCAAGCGAAACAAUAAAACUGCAUACAGCGCUGAAUAAUGUCAAGUCCUUCCAGCCAGCCCUACAUGUCAUCUGCCACUGCACUAAUAUGGCCUCAGGGAACAGACCGGGUAGGAGCAUGCACCGCCACGUUGACAUCAAAAUGACUUGUGCAGUAUCUAUUUUUAGUGAGUGGGCGCACACUGGGGUUAAUGGAUACAUCUUGUGCGCUUUAUAUUUUAUUCUCUACUGCUAUAGCAGUGGCACAAUAUCAAAGGCUAAGGAAGUCCGAAUAAAUAAAUGAGUAACUUUUCUGCUAUACAUUUACAAGCAAUUUUGCUAGCUAGAAAAAGUGGUAACGGUGUAAUUCAUAUAUUUAAAAGUUAUUCGGUCAAGUUGGGGUUCACGCCAUUAUUCAGUUUGCUGUGACCAGUGUGGAAAGGGAUGAUCUGUUAACGUGUAUGAGAAAUGUGCAUACUGUAUGUUAUUCAAAGUGCUUCCUGCCAGGUGCCUGAUUUGAUGACGGAUGGAGGCUGAUGGGCAGAUUUGAAAUCUCUGUCGAGCUUAACACUUACCGGGUUACUUUCUAAAACGAGAAUUCAAGGUGAAUUUCAAAAUCAAGGUCAAAAUAGUCAAACUGUAAAAAUUCUCCAAGUCAGCUGUACCUUCAGUUCUGGACUUUAAUUUAAAAUUCACUUUGAAUUCUCACUUUUGUAAAAAAAAAAAAAAAAACAGGUUAAACUGCCAGUGCCCUGUUGUGAUAUUUAGUGCCAGUACUGAUCACCAGGGAAAUCAGCUGUGCAGUCAGUGUUAUAAGUGUUCAAACUGCACUGAGACUCCUCACAAGCAGUGGUUGGUCCAUGUCACACUCACCAUUUGCUGUUGUGUUAGUGGAUAUUUUUGAGCCCUAACUACAAUACUUGAAUAUCUUGGCUUUAAAAUAUUGUAUACUUAUCAGAUCAGCACAUAUUUGUUUUAUAUGUUAUUGUUAUUAUUAUUAUUAUUAUUAUUAUUAUUAUUAUUGCCAUUUAUAUAGCGCCAACUGAUUCCGUAGCGCUUUACAAUAUAUGAAAGGAGUCAAUGUGUUUGCUAAAUAUUAAUAUCAUAAAAUAUAAAAACAAAAUGAUCUGUACACUCCAAAUAAAGUUUAAAAGAGUGCUCACUAACAACACUAUAAGAUUAAGUGAAUAGAAACAUAGAAUGUGAUGGCAGAUAAGAACCAUUUGGCCCAUCUAGUCUGCCCAAUUUUCUAAAUACUUUCAUUAGUCCCUGGCCUUAUCUUAUAGUUAGGAUAGCCUUGUGCCUAUCCCACGCAUGCUUAAACUCCUUUACUGUGUUAACCUCUACCACUUCAGCUAGAAGGCUAUUCCAUGCAUCCACUACACUCUCAGUAAUCUAAUACUUCCUGAUAUUAAUUUUAAACCUUUGCCCCUCUAAUUUAAGACUGUCCUCUUGUAGUGGUAGUUUUUCUUUUUAAAUAUAGACUCCUCCUUUACUGUGUUGAUUCCCUUCAUGUAUUUAAAUGUUUCCAUCAUAUCCUCCCUGUCUCGUCUUUCCUCCAAGCUAUACAUGUUAACUUCCUUUAACCGUUCCUUGUAAGUUUUAUCCUGCAAUCCAUGAACCAGUUUAGUAGCCCUUCUCUGAACUCUCUCCAAAAUAUCAAUAUCCUUCUGGAGAUACAGUCUCCAGUUCUGCGUACAAUACUCCCAAGUGAGGUCUCACCCUUUGCCUAAUGAUCUAGUAAAACUUACAAUUAGAUAUAGUAAAUGAAGUAGAUGAAUCCCAAGGUCCUAAAAAAACUUGUGUAAUGAUGGAUAACAGUGUAAAACUCAACCAUGAACCUCAAAUGGCUUAUUGUCAUACAAAAUACCAAGUGAGUUCAAGUUUAAAUGACGCACUUACAAGACAGCCAAAUUUUAGAGCCUAGGUCUGGUCCAGAGCUUCUUGGUUAUAUUUAUUUCUAUAUAAUAUCGGUAAAACAAAAAGAGAGCCAGAAAACAGUGCAAUAUAUUUUAAAACCAACAAAUAUAAUAAUGAUUGCACUUACGAGACAGAUAUAAAAACAAGCUCCUCGCCACUGGUAUGGUAUGCACCCCUCUGUAGUAGGGUGAUAAAUUCAUCCACCAAGAAUGUAGAAGUGGUGUAAACUGAAUCGAAAAAAUGAAAUCUGUAACCGCACAGUCCCAACGCUUUUCGUCUUAUGGUGGACUUCAUGAUGUUUCCUCUGCGAUAGUCCAAUCCAAUGCUUCUUAUGAGAGAUGCACCCAUUUAUAUAAGCUAAUGAUAGGGAAAAAUGAAAUGCAAUUCUUUCCAGUGAGCUGCAUUUAAUAAUGUUCAUUGUCCUCAUGGGUGUCAAACAUCACAUUAACGAGUUUCACUCGGUUGUUGCACGGGCAGCACCUCUAGUGGCUGUCAGGAAAACAGCCACCAGAGAUGCUUUCUAGAAACUGCAAUGUUUUCAUUGCAGGGUUAAAUAUUGCAGGGUUAAACCUACAGGGCUACUGCACCCAGACCACUACAUUGAGAUUAAGUUAUCUGGGUGCAUUUAGUGGUCCUUUUAAAACUGUCAAAGGCAUGCUAAUUUUAGGUAAAUAUAAUAAAAUUUGAAACAUUCUCCUCCUACUUUGGGGCUUCUCCAUGAAACCCAACUGUAUUCGUUGGAAAGUCAAAGUGAAUUUCUUGCCAAAAUGUAAACAUUCUCUAAGUCAGCUAUGUUUUCAAGUCAGAAAUUUUGGCCUAAACUGUGAAAUUGACUUUGAAUUCCUCCCAAUUCACACCUUUGUGAUUUACCCUGUUAGAGUAAAUCGGCCCGAAAUAUUGUCAAUAAAACUGAGAAAUUAGGAAUUUGUGCUUGUAAAAUCUGGGUCUGUUCUUAGAAUAUCAUAGCUAACAAUUUCUUUUCUAAUAGAUGAUGGAAAGAUUUUCCACGGCAGCGGGGUUGGAGAUCCAUUCGGACCACGCUGUUAUAAGGGAGACAUUAUGGGCUGUGGAAUCAUGUUUCCUCGGGAUUAUAUUCUUGACAGUGAAGGUAUAAAGUUCAUUUGCAUUUGCUGUUGUUUAGGGAAUUUAUCUCCUCGUCUAUCUUAACAUUAACUUAGAAAGAAACCAAACUGAAAUAAAAUGGUAGCAAACACAUUGUAUGGCUUUAGGAUAUGACUCUUCCCUGAUUCUUCCUUCUCUAGGAGAGAGCGACGACAGCUGUGACUUGAAGGAACUAAGGUUGCAACCUCGCGGGGUUAAGAAUGUUAUGUACCUUAGGCGAGAGCUACACCAGGAAGAGGAUGGAGAGGAAGAAGAGGAGGAGGAAGAGGAGGAGGAGGAUCUGGAGAGAGAGCAUGAAGGCAGGAAAGUUGUGGUAAGGUCAACAGUUCAACUUCAUUAAGCUCUGAAUUGGGUUGAAUUGGAAACCAAAUUGCAAAAAUAACUGAUUUGGAAAAGUUACAGCAUGGCUGUUUUUAGUAUGAAUUUUACAAUUUUAGUUUUCAGUUCAUUCAAGUGUUUUCUGUACAUGUGUGGAUUUACUCGGCUCUUUAAACUCCCAAUAAUUUAUAAAUGUAAUCUGCUAGUUUUUCUGAUUGAUAAUGUAAGAGAGAAAAUAGUUUGUAUGGUGAAGUAUGUAGGAGAUGCCUUUUUAAAGGGACAUUCCAAACACCAGAAUAUGAAGAAACAAGUGUAGUCCAACAAGCCAUGAUGGUAAUAGUCUUUGGAAACUGAGGCGAUGAGCAGGAAUCUGAAGGUUCAGAACGAGCACUGUGCAGGUCAACUGGGAACAGACGAAGGUGAAACAGGAGGAAAACAUUGCGGGUGAUACUAGCAGUAAAGACUACCAGGAAAUCACUGGCAGUACUUGGAACUUAUAUUGGUCUUAGACAUAUUGGAGCACCAGAUUGCAAGUGAGUGUCCUGUCACAUCACCUCUUCUGGUGCUACUGCAUUGUACAUUUAGCAUCCUGUCGAGCAGUGAGAAUGUGUAUUCUGGUGAUUUAAUUGCAAUAUACUGAAAUUUGCUCACUCAAGCAAUGGCCCAGGACCUCCACUUCUGGGUCUCCAAAUGUGGAUAAAAGAAUGUUCUUUACCACCAAUUCUGUGAAUCGAGUUUUGUCCUGCGAUAUCUAAAACUGCGAAGCUACAUAUUUUGAAACCUAAUGUGCCCCAUACCUCCCCAAGCUUUAAUAAUCGUUAUCCGUGUUAUCGCAAAAUAAACUUCUUUCAUGGCCCUGGUGUUAUUGACCAAUCUGUUUUUCGGUACUCUGGCAGUACAUUUUUUGUGUUGGGGAUCUGAUAUGAGGUUAUUUGAAGAACCCUUAAUUCAAUAUAUAAGUAGAGAAAGUGAAAAAAUAGAUUAUUUCUGCUGUUUUCAUCCUAAAGUAAAAUAAAAAGCAUUCAUAGAAGCAGCUAAAACAACAAUCUUUCAUUAGAAAUAUACACACUCUUCACAUGCCAGCACUCAAAAUAUAUUAAAUGUUAUAAGUACAGUGGUACCUCGGUUUACAAAUGCCUCGGUUAACAUAAUUUACAAAAAUCUAUUGAAAAUAAUGGCUCGGUUUACAAUUUAUUUUUCUCUUUUUUUGCAAUACAAAGCAAGUUUCCCCAGGAUGCAUUGCACCUGGGAGGUUUAUAGCACCGCCCCCUGCAUGCUGGAGUCUGUGGGUAGCAUGUGGCGUCGAGUGUGGAGGUGUUGGAGCAGCUUUUGCAUGAAGUUUUGGAGCCAUUCUGGAAAUUGCUUGCAGUUGUUUUGGGACUUUUUGGUGCAUUUCUCAAGCGGUGGAAAGAUAGGGAGCUUCGCCGUUUGCAUGCCUUUUAUUGUGUGUUCUGCAUUGUGGGUUGGUUUCCAUGCUAGCUCAUUUUGACUAUUUUCUGACCUUCAGAACGGAUUAAUUGGUUUUCAGUGCAUUUUUAUGGGAAACCACGUUUCGGUUUUAGAAUUUUUCGCAAUACGAAACGUCCAGGAGAACACAGUAUGUUGUAUCCAGUGUAACUCAAAUAGAAGCAAACCUACAGAGGGAACCUCCAAUAGUGAAGUACCACAACUAAUUGUUAAUAUAAAACCACACAAACGAUUGAGAGACCCCCUAUAUCAACAUAUUGUGAACUCUCAUAAAGAGUUUUAUGCUGUAUGCACAUAAACACUACCCACAAUGCAUUGGUUGUCGACAGGGUGAUCCGGGGAGAGAGAUGUGUGAUUGCCGCAAGUACAGUAACCCUUUCAUCGCCUGUUAUAAAUGUAAAGUAAUUUAUGUGAGCACUUCUAGUUAAAACACACAAUAUGAUGUUAUAUUUUACUAUUUUGUGUGCUUUUAUUACCAAUAGAUACUGGUUCUUCAUGAUAGAUGGUUUACUCUGGGUCUAUUUGAGGUUCACUGAAAAUAAUUUGUAAAAAGGAGUUUUGAGAAAACUACAAUUAUAAUGUGUAACCAAAGCAGUUCAUUAGAUGGAAUCUGAUCUUACUGUGUGCAAUACGGAUUAACAUUUGAUGACUUUUUUUCAUAUAGUUCAAGUACUGACAUGUAAAGAGUCAAGAUCCCUUCUUCCAGUUUCAACAGAUCUACACUUUACAAAAUGAUCUACAAUAACCCACCGAAUGACUAAGUAUAAUUUACAAUCUUGAUGACUAACCACAGCUGGCUGAAUAUCGUGAGAAAAAAAUGUCCACAUCUUUUGCAACCUCGGAUAGCAGUCAAUGUGCAUGUCUCAAAACCCCAAUUUUAUCUAAUGAUGGGUUUAGAUAGAUAACCUAUAGCCGUCUUAUAAUAAUACAUAGGGUACUUUCAUCAGCUACUGAAAAAACAUCUGGAACAUGAAAUGCUCUUUCAAAUCCCCAGGUGGUUUUGAUUUUUGCAAAAUGCUUUGUGGCUGCAGCAAACACUGGCCUUUGUAAGAGCAUUGUGUGCUGUGGUCAACUGAUGUUGUUUAACAGAGAGUUGAGGAAUGUAAUCGGGUAAAGGAGGAAUCUCAGGUAUGCGUCUUGAGUGCUCCAAUGCCGCUAACAAGCAAGAUUGUAUGCGUAUCGCCAGCCAGACCAUGUUGGGUGUAAGCUAGUAAUUAACUUGUUUGCAAAGAAAAUGUUUCAGGAUUCUAAGGACAAAGUUGUGUUCUACAGUGAUUUGCUUCAGGGGAAUAGAGACAAAAAGCAAAUGGAAAGCACACAACAUGAAAUUUUCUUUUCAAAUAGACAUUUAAUGAUAUUAACGCUGCUCUGUAGCCUAAGCAAGUAAUAUUUUUAUCUUGCCUUGGGAUGUAGUGUUAGCAGGUUCUACCAUACACAGGGUUCUUGCAGUUGUGUUGCAAGGUUUGGUAGAUUCACUGCUGUUUUAGAGAAACUUCUCCCAUUCUGGCUCUAAAGACAGAUCUACUCCUUAUCCCCCAUUUUCCCCAGUUAAGGUGAAAUAAUACUUUUCAGUUGCAUAAAUUAUACUGAUUUGUGACUUUGUAGAGAAAAAUCCCACUCCAGUUAUUGUGCAAAAUUGAACGAGGAACACCGCAUUUAAGGCUAAAUUUAGCUGAAAUUCUAAAAAGUCUCCAGUUCUUCGAUUUUUCUAUUAGUUCUUUUAGAAUAAAAUUUAAAGUUUCCUUGUAACUUUUAAGUUUCUCAGCAUAUUUUUCUACAAUAUGAACAGAAGGUGUGAUGCCUGCAUUGCUUUUUCCUCAGGUUUUCUUCACGCGAAAUGGGAAGAUCAUUGGGAAGAAAGACUCUGUGUUACCUCAAGGGGGCUUCUACCCAACCAUAGGAAUGCUGAGCUCUGGGGAAAAAGUAAAGGUGGACCUGCAUCCCUUGAGUGGAUGAAAACCAACAUAAAAGCAGAUAACAUCCAUGCAAAAGAAUACACUGCAUCAUUUUGCCAUCAUCCUCCAUUACACCGACAUCCUCGUCAUGCACGAUUUGCACGUGGGCUUGUGAUAGUGCUUCUUCGUGUCUGGAAACGUGUUUCUGUGCCCCUGCCUGUGAGUUUGGGGUCAGUAUUGCUUCAUGCCUGUAAAUGUUGAUAAAGCAGGAGACACAGUAGAAAAGGAAACGAGACAUCCGCUAUAAAGACCAUCUUAUAGCAGUUAAUAUAGUUACUGUGACAGGUAUCAUCAGGUAGAUAAUUAUCUAGUUUGAUCUCACAGUACGUAUCUUAUACUUAGACCCAUAGUUAAACGUAACACAAUGCAAUUAGUGGAGUGAUGGCUAACCUUUGACACCAUAAAUUGUUUCUGGGCUGCAUUUCCCAUGAUGCUCAGCUAGCUUUUAGACUCUAAAAGCUAGCUGAGCAUCAUGGGAAAUGUAGUCCAGAAACAAUUUAUGGUGUCAAGGUUAGCCAUCACUGAAUUAGUGUGAACCAAAGUCAUUGCCUGUUUUUAAUGGGACUUUGAAUAAUUUGUACACAGACCUUAUAGUAAAUGUGUAAACGAGUACACUUUUUUUCACUCUAUUCAGGAACAUACUUGCAGUUUAGUAUUCAGAUCAAAGUAAUUCUUUGACAUUAUUGUUAUUUUUAUAAUGUUUACAAAAAAGUGCAACCUAUCCUCUUCCUAGGUUUAAUUAAAACCAAUUCAGAUAUGGUUACACAUAUAUUUACAGAAUGACAAAUAGGCCUUAAGGGAUAGUUUACCUAUUUGAAAUAUCUCAUUUUAGGUAUAGAUCACCUUGCCUGGGAGGUUACUGCUUAUAAUAGAACACUGAAACUAUACUUUAGUGAAAUAGUUUAGCCUGGUGUAAAAUAUACACUACAUUGCUUUAUAUCUGCCAUUAAUCAUAAAAAUAUACAGGUCUAUGAUUGGCAGUUUGAGUAGCUCUUGUUGAGCGGAAGAAGAAUUGACCUGUUCUAGUGCUGCAGUGGGCUGUGUAAAGUUAAAAUUUGUCUAGGUGUCCUAUUUGAAUUUAUCAGCAGUAGUAACUAUUAGAAUUGGAGGUCAAUUCAUCAAUGACAGAUAUUUGGAUAUUUUAAGGCAGCUUGGUUGGAGUCGUACCAUACAAUAUGUCUGAGAUGUACUCGAGUGAGACUCACUUUCCUAAUGUUUUGGGGGGAAAGUCUAUCAAUACAUUGUGUACUGGGCUCCGGUAGCCCAAACUUUAGUUUAGCUACCAACAUGCACAUUUCAAGAGAGGCUUGGCAAUCUUUAAAAUAAAUCAUUAAAUAUACUGUAAUGAUCAAAAAGAUUUGUCACAUCAGGACAACUCGAAUAUACCCCCUUAAACAGGGCUGUUUAACUUGAAACAUCACAUAAUAUCUUUUGGAACAAAGCAUGUUCCCAUAGGAGGCCUGAAAUGAAAGUAUAGGGUUAAUGCUGCCAAACCUUUUUAUAUAGAGGCCGUGAGUGGCCAUACCAACUGAGUUAAACUUUUUACUUUUUUCUUUCCAUAUUUUAAUCUGUUACUAGACACCAUUUCAGUCCUUAUCUUCAGACCUGAGAACUACACUACAACUUAGGUCUUACCACAAAUCUAUGGAAAGUGGCAUAACUACCUCAUUAUUUCUGCUGCUAAUUAAAUUUAAACCCAUGCUGGCUUCCUCUCACUGUCAACCUAUGCUAUGAAACAGAUCUUGUGUGGCUAACAGGACUUAUAAUGGAUCUUGUUUGCCACAACAUUCCUUGACUUUAAAUCUAAUUUUUCUUGUACAAUGUUCACUUUACAACCAAAACUACAAGCCAAAGAUACAUUGUCAGUAGAAUUGUACUGUCGGAGUCAGUCUUUAAAUAGUAAAUAUUAGGGUAAUGUUCGGGACCUCUGGAAAAUUACACGUUUUAAAUCCUCAUUUUCCUGAACCAUUUGAAUUUUUAAUUAAUCAUAUUGAAAGGAUCUAUUUCUAAUUGGGAAACAUUAAAUACAGUAAGAGCUAUCGUCACCUGGGAUAUGCCCCUGCUCGACAGAUCCAAAGUUAAGAUUAUCAGACUAUAUAUGUUUUUUUUUUUUUUUGUUUUUUCUUUUUCAAAUCAAGACGUGUGGGGUAUUAACAAGAGAAUUUCAAGUUUUGGACAAAACAAAGCUGUUAACAGAGCUCAGUUGAUUUUACUCUCUCUUUGUCAGUUUUAUUUUUGGCCAAGUGUUUGCCAAGUGUCUGCCAUUUUUUUGGUGUUAAUAAACCUAUUCCAUUAUAUCGUGCGGGGAUAUAUACUAUAUAUUUUUUGGUCUGCUGUUAGAGGUAUUUUGUUUUGGCUAGUAUACAUUCCAUAUUGGUUUUACAGAAGAUUACUUAGCCCUAUUACUGACCAAAGUAUUAGCACUUCAGUUUUGGUAUAACAUAGUUAUGACUAUUUGUUGUUUUUUUUUUAUGGGCGUAUGUUGGGAGCAGCAUAUGUCUUGUAACAUUGUCAUAUAUAUUUGCACUUUAACAUUUAAUAGUGUUUAUUAUUUUGUUAUGUGUCACUAUUGUUUGCAAUAUCAGUUUCACUUAAUGUGUGAUGUCAUACAAAUCUAUUAUAGCUAAUUGACAGCAAAAUCAAAAGUUUUGAGUAUCAUACUUACAUAAUGAUGUGGGAGAGGAGUUGUACUCCUAUUAAUCUUAAUGAGGUGGACCCUCCCACUCAUUUACUAAUAUUAUUUUAGUUGAAGUUUCACUGGAACACUGCAGAAUAAAGGGUGCAAUUUAAAGAAUGUGUUAAACUAAACGGUCAGAUGUGCAUUUAUUAAUCCUAUGUCGUUUAUCCUUUUCAAUAUCACAAUGGGCUAGCUUUUUUUUUUAAGUUAUACAUAAAAGAUGUCUGGUAGUUACCUGGCCCUACUUUUAAAGGGAAUUUGGGAAUGUAGCCACUUCUACAAUCAGUGGAAUAUCUUUACCAGUUUCUCCAAAGGCAUUAUGUUUUUAGACAUUGUUUUAGUUCACCAACAAAGUGGCAAGUUAAACUUAAGCGAAGCAACCAAAUGUAAGAUCAUUUUACUUUCAUCCACAUGAAGAUAUGCCAGAGAGGUUCUUAUUGGUGUCCGUCACCUGUAUAGUCAGUCUUUUCUUGAAACCAGAAAUGUAUUUAUUUUAAGUUAAUAUUGCCAGCACUUAGAGCUUAACGGAAAGAAAGCAAAGUAGGCCAAACUGCAAUAUGUGAAGAAUCAAUAGAUGGGAGUUUUUAGGAGCGUAGAAUCUUCUUUCCAUUCUCUGUGUCUUCUCGCUGCCCAUUCACUUCCAUACUUCUCUGGCCAUUUUGAUUAUGUAACGGUUCCACGGAAUUGCACUAGAACAUACCCUAAUGUCUGUACAUAUUCAAUAUACAUGUUUAUACAUAUAUUAAAGACACAGAUCUCUAUUUA
Molecule: messenger RNA, 28835 nt
Organism: Pelobates cultripes (western spadefoot toad)
Lineage: Eukaryota; Metazoa; Chordata; Amphibia; Anura; Pelobatidae
Source: the annotation of a GenBank genome assembly